UAAAAGGGCCAAUAAAUGGUCGUGGCAGCACAAGACAGGGACGAGAUGGAGAUUAGCGAGAUGGGAAGCAGCUGCUUUGAAGCGGACUUCUCCGAGGAGAGGCGAGAAGACGAGGAGCCGAAGGUGGUGGCGGUGGAGGAGGAGGAGGUGAUCCUGUGGAGAGGAAGAUGGGUAGAAGAGUCGUGGCCGCGGAAGAGCGGCGAGGUGAUGCUCGAAGGGUACAUCGACGCGGAGGACGGUGGAGAGGAGGGAAAGAAUGGUGUCGGGAGGACGAAAAGCCUGACGGAUGAGGAUCUGGAAGAUCUCAAAGGUUGCCUCGACCUAGGGUUCGGGUUCAGCUAUGAGGUGAUUCCAGAUCUCUGCAGCACGCUCCCAGCGCUGGAGCUUUGCUACUCGAUGAGACAGAGAUUCUUGGACGAGAAGCAGAAAGGGUCGCUUGAUCGCUCUUCUUCGGGUGAAUCAGUCGAUCUGUGCCCGACGCCGCCGUCGCCUCCCAUCGCCAACUGGAAGAUCUCUUGCCCAGGAGAUGAUCCGGAUGAUGUUAAAGCACGGCUGAAGUAUUGGGCCCAGGCUGUGGCUUGCACAAUCAGAUUGUGCAAUUAAAUAUUGCAUUUUGAGUUCUUAGGGUGAUUGAAACAAUGUCGAUUGAUUGGUCGAUUGGAUACUACCUGAUGCUAUGGUUAUGAGAGGAGCGAACUCACCUCGGAAAUACACCACAAUGAAAACUGAGGCAUCAUAGAAGAUGACAUGAAGCCUAGAAGACUUAAAUGCUGAAUAUUGACGUCCUGAUGUCUUGGAUCAGACGAACAGCUUAUAGUAGUACAGGUUCUUAAAGAGAGGAUAUUUGUUUGUUUGUUUGUUUGUUUUGUAUGGAAGGUUAGAUUGUCAAUAAUGAUUGAUGUAACAAGAAAUGGAAAUAAUACUAGAAGUUGAUGUUGGAUA
Molecule: messenger RNA, 942 nt
Organism: Zingiber officinale
Lineage: Eukaryota; Viridiplantae; Streptophyta; Magnoliopsida; Zingiberales; Zingiberaceae
Exons: 2
Coding region: 16-603 (195 amino acids)
Source: RefSeq, a predicted model, not a curated record